GGCGCAGGUGCGUGUGACUUUCCGGAACCUCGCCUCGCCCCCAUGCGCUCAGCGCUCCUGAGCCAGAACCCAGACCUAGACUCAGAGGCGCUGCUGGCCCUGCCCCUGCCUCAGCUGGUACAGAAGUUACACAGUGGGGAGCUGUCACCGGAGGCUGCACUUUUCACCUAUGUGGGAAAGGCCUGGGAAGUGAACAAAGGGACCAACUGUGUGACCUCCUAUCUGGCUGACUGUGAGACGCAGCUGUCCCAGGCCCCAAGGCAGGGUCUGCUCUAUGGCGUCCCUGUGAGCCUCAAGGAGUGUUUCACCUACAAGGGCCAGGACUCGACGCUGGGCUUGAGCCUGAAUGAGGGGGUGCCAGCGGAGAGUGACAGCGUGGUGGUACGCGUACUGAAGCUUCAGGGCGCCGUGCCCUUCGUGCACACCAAUGUCCCCCAAUCCAUGUUCAGCUAUGACUGCAGUAACCCCCUCUUCGGCCAGACUGUGAACCCAUGGAAGUCCUCCAAGAGCCCAGGUGGCUCCUCAGGGGGUGAAGGGGCUCUCAUUGGGUCUGGAGGCUCCCCCCUGGGCUUAGGCACAGACAUCGGAGGCAGCAUCCGUUUCCCAUCCUCCUUCUGUGGCAUCUGUGGCUUGAAGCCCACGGGAAACCGCCUCAGCAAGAGUGGCCUGAAGGGCUGUGUCUGUGGACAGGUGGCAGUGCAGCUCUCCGUGGGCCCCAUGGCCCGGGAUGUGGAAAGCCUGGCGCUAUGCCUGAGAGCCCUGCUGUGUGAGGACAUGUUCUGCCUAGACCCCGCUGUGCCCCCUUUGCCCUUCAGGGAGGAGAUCUACACAAGCUCUCGGCCCCUGCGUGUGGGGUACUAUGAGACUGACAACUAUACCAUGCCCACCCCGGCCAUGAGGCGGGCUGUGCUGGAGACCAAGCAGAGCCUCGAGACUGCCGGGCACACGCUGGUUCCCUUCUUGCCAAGCAAUAUUCCCCAUGCUCUGGAGAUCCUGUCGACAGGUGGGCUCUUCAGUGAUGGCGGCCACGCCUUCCUACAGAACUUCAAAGGUGAUUUCGUGGACCCCUGCUUGGGAGACCUGAUCUCAAUUCUGAAGCUGCCCGGGUGGCUUAAAGGGCUGCUGGCCUUCCUGGUGAAGCCUCUGCUUCCAAGGCUGACGGCCUUCCUCCGCAACAUGAAGCCUCGGUCGGCUGGAAAACUCUGGGAACUGCAGCAUGAGAUUGAGCUGUACCGCAACACGGUGAUUGCCCAGUGGAGAGCGCUAGACCUGGAUGUGCUGCUGACUCCCAUGUUGGGUCCUGCUCUGGACUUGAAUGCCCCAGGCAGGGCCACAGGGGCCGUCAGCUACACUCUGCUCUACAACUGCCUGGACUUCCCUGCAGGGGUGGUGCCUGUCACCACCGUGACUGCUGAAGAUGAGGCCCAGAUGGAACAUUACAGGGGUUACUUUGGGGACAUCUGGGACAAGAUACUGCAGAAGGCCAUGACGAAGAGUGUGGGGCUACCUGUGGCCGUGCAGUGCGUGGCUCUGCCCUGGCAGGAGGAGUUAUGUCUGCGGUUCAUGCGGGAGGUGGAACGAUUGAUGACUCCUGGAAAGCAGCCAUCCUGAUGGCUCUGGCUCUGGAGGACCUGAGACCCACACGCUUUGCAGCCCAGCCUAGUCGGGGCAUAGCUGUCACCCUGUGAGGAAUGUCUGGCAGGGGGCAGAGGCUUCCGUGUCCUCUCCCCGACCUCCUGUAAGAAACACAGACCCCCGAGUCUGGACUUUGCUUCCUGUCCUGGUCCCCUCUCUCUACCCUGAUCCCUCACCUCUGUGUGACAGUCAGUGGGUGUGACAUGGGCCAAGGCCCAACUAAUAGUCAAGAACAGUU
Molecule: messenger RNA, 1873 nt
Organism: Carlito syrichta (Philippine tarsier)
Lineage: Eukaryota; Metazoa; Chordata; Mammalia; Primates; Tarsiidae
Gene: FAAH
Product: fatty acid amide hydrolase
Exons: 15
Coding region: 43-1611 (522 amino acids)
Biological process (GO): fatty acid catabolic process
Molecular function (GO): fatty acid amide hydrolase activity; amidase activity
Source: RefSeq, a predicted model, not a curated record